AUGAGCUCCAACAGCACAGACCCUGGCCUCUUCUUUACCGCCAUCACAAUAACACCUGCUGCAGGAGCCUACCCACAAUCCAAUGCUCUCUACCAAGGACAAACUGGAGGAAGCUCAGGAGCUGCUUAUCCCAUGAGCAGCCUGGAUGAUAACUCCUCUUCGGCCAACAGAGUGUGUAAUAAUACCACAUCUUUUCCCAAUGUGAGCACAAACAUCAUUUUGGACCCUCUGGGGGGUCACCAGUUGUGGCAAGUGGUUUUAAUUGUCUUGGUGACAGGAAUGCUUUCUCUUGUCACCGUAAUUGGCAACAUCCUAGUUGUGGUGUCAUUCAAGGUCAACCGCCAGCUAAAGACUGUCAAUAACUACUUCCUGUUGAGUUUGGCUGUCGCUGACCUCGUCAUCGGGGUCAUAUCCAUGAACGUCUAUACAGCCUUCUUGGUUAUGGGCUACUGGGCCAUGGGAAACUGGGCCUGUGAUUUAUGGCUUGCUAUAGACUAUGUGGCCAGCAACGCCUCAGUAAUGAACUUACUGGUUAUCAGCUUUGACCGCUACUUCUCCAUCACCAGACCACUCACUUACCGGGCCAAACGAACCACUAAAAGGGCAGGGAUUAUGAUCGGAUUAGCCUGGUUUGUGUCUCUGGUGCUCUGGGCACCAGCGAUUCUGCUUUGGCAGUUUUUUGAAGGAGAAAGGACAGUACCCUCACAUGAAUGCUACAUUCAGUUUUUAUCUGAGCCCACAAUAACCUUCUGCACAGCCAUGGCAGCCUUCUACCUUCCUGUGACAAUUAUGAGCGUUUUGUACUGGCGGAUCUACAAGGAGACUCAGAACCGCUCUAAAGAGUUGGCUGGUUUGCAAGGCUCUGUUGGACGCGGUGUCAUUGGACCAAAAAGUGGAAAUGGUACAGGCGAAAAGGCCCAUUUUGUCCAUCAGACUGGAAGUGGGCGAAGUUGUGGCAGCUAUGAGCUAACCAGAUUGUCCCGGAGGAAAAGUACAUGCAGGGAACUAGUCGGCCGCCUCCACUGUUGGCCUGGAGUUCGAUCCUGGAAGCCCGGUAGUAUCAGACAUGGAGAAGGGGACCCAGACCAGAGCAGUAGUGACAGCUGGAACAACAAUGAUGCAGCUUUGUCUAUGGACCAGUCUGGUUCCUCAGAGGAGGAGGACUGUGGAGGAAAGGAGAUGCUGUCCCAGAGUCACACCAUUUUCUCAAUUGUGCUUAGUCUUCCAGGGAUUAAAGCUGCCGUCAACUCCCAGCUCACAUCAUGUGAAGAUUUAGAUGCAGUGUCAGAAGAGGAUCCAUUAAGGGGUGCAGAAUACAGUCAAGACAGUCUUACAAGGGGAACAACAAACACCACAAUUUCAACCACUGAUGGGGCUAACAGCACAGACAACAGCUACCACCAACACUUCUGCUCCAGAAAGAUCCAGUCAAUGCCAAGCAUUCAGGCUAAUGUCAACACAAGCUUGUUAGACGGUCAAGCAACCACUGCCAGUCUCUCUUCUGCCACCAGCAUGACCACCAAAUCUCCCUCUGUUCCAAUUUCAUUUAAAGAGGCAGCUCUGGCGAAGCGUUUUGCAGCUCGAGCUCGGACCCAGAUAACCAAGAGGAAGCGCAUGUCGCUGGUCAAGGAGAAAAAGGCGGCUCAGACUCUAAGUGCCAUCCUCUUUGCGUUCAUCAUCACAUGGACACCUUACAACAUCAUGGUGCUCAUCAAUGCCUUUUGUAAGGGCUGCAUCCCUGGUGUGCUGUGGGCAGUGGGCUACUGGCUAUGCUAUGUCAACAGCACAGUCAACCCCAUGUGCUAUGCCCUCUGCAACAAAACAUUUCGUACCACCUUCAAGAUGAUCCUCCUGUGCCAGUGGGACCAGAAGAAGAGGAGAAAGCAACAGUACGAGCAGAGACAGUCUGUAGUCUUCCACCGAAGGAUUCCCCGGGAGUCCACGUAA
Molecule: messenger RNA, 1947 nt
Organism: Knipowitschia caucasica
Lineage: Eukaryota; Metazoa; Chordata; Actinopteri; Gobiiformes; Gobiidae
Source: the annotation of a GenBank genome assembly